AUGGAUUUGUUCAACUCCAUUUGCUCUGAGGGCUCCCAUGCCAUCAAAACUAUCGAUAUGCACACCACUGGGGAGCCUACCAGAAUAGUGUACGCCGGGUUCCCAGACUUGCAGGGAACCUUGCUGGAGCAGAGAGAACAAGCGCACACGAGCUAUGAUCAUCUACGCAAACGGAUUAUGCUGGAGCCCAGGGGCCAUUUCGACAUGUAUGGGGCGAUCAUACGUAGGGACACGGAGCUCGUCGAGUCUGGAGACGCAGACAUUGGAGUGCUUUUCACCCAUAACGGUGGGUUUUCUACGAUGUGUGGCCACGCAACGAUAGCACUGGGCCGCUUUUUGGUCGACACGACAGACGAAUGUGUGUUCCCCGGGAGGCGCAAACUCACGUUCGAUGCUACGACGUGCACCGCGCAAGUACGACUCCAUGCACCUUGUGGAGUGGUGACCAUUACGGUUCCUACGACCUCGGACGGGCGAAAAUCCGAUCCGUCAAGACCUGUUUCGUUUUUGUCGACGCCUGCUUAUGCCGCGGCCACUGAUGUGCAGAUUGACAUCCCGGCACACAUUCGGUGGGAGGAACUCGGAACGAGGAAAAGUAUCAAAUUUGAUAUCAGCUAUGGCGGAGCGUUCUACGCCUUGGUGACAGCCCGUGAGCUUGGCUUUGCAAAUGGAUUACAGGCCGUUGACAUUGAUCAGAUAACUGCAUGCAUCCGGCGCCUGAAGCCCUUUUUGACGUCCCACCCGCGAGUCAAGAACGCACUUGACCAUCCCGAAGGAAGCAGCAUGUCCUUUCUGUACUCGGUUAUGGUUGUCGAUGAAAACAUAGGAUAUCGUCCGCAAGAAAUAGAGGGGGUGGAAACGGGUUUGUGUUAUUUCGCAGAUAACGAAAUCGAUCGUUCUCCGACCGGUUCGUGUGUGUCUGCUAGAAUGGCGUUGCGGUAUCAUAAGGGACUGAUCGCCCCAGGGGAAAAACGAGCCUACAAUUCGCUGAUCUCCAAUCAUUUCGCAGAAGGUGCUUUCAUAGCGAGGAUCGCGAGCGUUUGUCCUGAUACCAGUGUGAUUGUACAGGUGCAAGGGUUUGCUUAUUAUACCGGGACGUCUGCUUUCGUUUGGGAAGAAGGUGACAAGACUUCCCAGGAAGGGUUUGUUUUCGGAAAAUGCGUAUGA
Molecule: messenger RNA, 1167 nt
Organism: Lachancea dasiensis
Lineage: Eukaryota; Fungi; Ascomycota; Saccharomycetes; Saccharomycetales; Saccharomycetaceae
Source: the annotation of a GenBank genome assembly